UUUUGUAGUAAAUUUKCUUCAAAAUGUCAUCUUCUUGAAGGRAUUCCUUGGUYUAAACAACAAUGUCUGCUCAUAAGGGAAAGCCCUCCAAAAGGGCACUACCAAAUGUGCCUUUACUUAGGACUGGGAGUGAAGACUUUAUAAAUACAGCCGUUUUGAAAACUGCCAUUGCCGCAAAUUCGAAAACACGUUCAACCGCCAAACAGCAAACUUCUUCAACUCCCUCAACUCCAGAGAAGGUUGCAGUCAGGAAGACAAGCGCUCCAGCUGGGGUACUUCGUCAMCAGCUUUUGAAAAACUCUCCAUUGUCGACGAGAAGAAGAUUGCUAGAACAAAGACGCGAUAGUGCGAAUUCAACAAGCUCUAGUAAUGAUUCGCCUCUUUCAAGUCGAAGAGGUUCGAAGGAGAAUUURCCYWUUAUCAAAGACAUCGGAGAUGAAMAUAAUAAAACAAAUGAUAAGAAAAUUGCUCGUGUGCUUCCAAUGUCGCCUGCCUUUUUGACGAACGAGGGAAUUUMUGUCAAAAGYACAACACCAACKGUGAAGAAUUUGAAAGACUUCGACACACCAUUAAGAAAUAUUGACAAAUUUGUACAUUCAGAGASUCCGAAAGUUUUUAACGGGACACCUUCUCGGGUACAUGAAAAGAUACAACACACUCCGGCUACUACGCCACACACUCCGUAUCAAGUGCCAAACAUUGCGGACGAGGAUUCUUGUAGUAUUGUUGUCGCAGUUCGAGUCAGGCCCCUCUCUCAAAGGGAAAAGCAAGAUGGUGGUGUGACAAUAUGUGUCUCAAUGCAACAAAAUGAAACAAAUAUUGUAUCUAACCAAGGAACCAAAUAUGACUUUAUCUACGAUCAUUCCCUGUGGUCGGUGGACCCAGAUCAMCCAGAAUACACCAGUCAGGAAGAUGUCUACAAAUUAUUGGGAGAACCUUUGCUUAACAGUGCUUUUGAAGGAUAUAAUACUUGCCUGUUUGCUUAUGGACAG
Molecule: messenger RNA, 992 nt
Organism: Exaiptasia diaphana
Lineage: Eukaryota; Metazoa; Cnidaria; Anthozoa; Actiniaria; Aiptasiidae
Product: kinesin-like protein KIF24
Biological process (GO): microtubule-based movement
Cellular component (GO): microtubule; kinesin complex
Molecular function (GO): microtubule motor activity; ATP binding; microtubule binding
Source: RefSeq, a predicted model, not a curated record